UUUGUGUUGUCACAGAUCGUCCAUGGAGAUCUGGCCACGAGGAACAUAUUGCUGGCUAAAGAUAACAUCGUGAAAAUAAGCGACGUUGGCCAUCCCAGAGGUAUCAAUAAGGACGUUCAGUGCAUCAAGAAAGGAGAGGGUUCGCUGCCUGUCAAAUGGAUGGCACUGGAGAGCCUGACCGAAGAGAUGGUGUAUACGAGUGAAUCGGAUGUUUGGGCGUAUGGGAUUGUCCUUUGGGAGAUGUUCAGCCUCGGAGGGGCUCCAUAUCCGGGGAUGAAUCAAUCAGAGCUU
Darwinula stevensoni is the source of this 291-nucleotide messenger RNA. The record is from the annotation of a GenBank genome assembly. Lineage: Eukaryota; Metazoa; Arthropoda; Ostracoda; Podocopida; Darwinulidae.